UAUUACCACCGAUAACACUGACAUAAUGUCAUCAUCGGCACGAUACCGUCGCCCUGCAAAGGAUAAUGGGCCCACAGAUGCGACAAACUCGGCUGGAGUCCCAGAUCUUGUAGCUGCAAAAGAAAAGGCUGAGCUCAAGCAGGCGGUCAAAGAGCAGGCCGAGGCAACGUCAAAUGGCCUCUCAGUACUAGAUGUACUGCGUAUACUGGGCGGACUGGUACUGUUGAGCUGUGGACUGAGCUAUCUGAGUACCAGUGGAGAGAGCAUGACAUGGGGCUACAACCCAUGGUGGACACGAGCCCGCGAAUGGAAGAGUCUGAUUCAAGGCGAGGUUGUCCUCACCGACAGCGAACUCGCACUAUACGACGGCUCUGACCCCAAGAAGCCCAUCUACCUAGCUAUUAACGGCACAAUCUACGACGUCUCCAUCUCGCCCACCACCUACGGCCCGGGGGGCUCAUACCACUUUUUCGCCGGCAAAGACGCCGCCCGUGCCUUCCUAACCGGCUGCUUCGCCGAAGACUCGGUCCCAGACCUACGCGGUGUAGAGCAAAUGUACAUGCCCGUGGAUCCCGAAGAAAAGGCCUCUCUCACCCCCGAGGAACGCGCUGCUGCAAUGGAGAAGGCGCGCCACAGGAAGAAGCUCAGCAGCGGCGAGCUGAAGAACCGACACGCGCAGGAACUUAAAAGUGCGAAGAAACAGGUGGUCGAUGGCUUGGAGAACUGGCAUAAGCUGUUUAGGGGUGAUAAGGGGAAGCCUUAUCGUCGGGUGGGCCAUGUGAAGAGAGAGAAGGAUUGGCUGGAGAAGACGCCUAAGAGGGGGUUGUGUGAGCAGGCUGAGAAGGGGAGGCCGGUUAGGAAAUAUGAUUAAGGUGUGAGGAGCAGAGAGAAAGGGGGGGGUUUAAAAAAGGCAGGCAGGGCAUGGAAAACUGAGUAUAUGGUGCAUUGCAAGGUUUCUUGUUUAUUUUCUGCCAAAAUCUUGAUACUGCACUCAAACAGGCUGAUUACCUCUUUUUUUUGGUACAAAUAGGAUUCGACAUGUAAUGUGAUCAUUCUGUUAUUAUGAAGAGAUUUUAGGUUCUCUUCUUGUA
Bipolaris maydis ATCC 48331 is the source of this 1091-nucleotide messenger RNA. RefSeq lists its product as uncharacterized. NCBI's taxonomy places the organism in Eukaryota, Fungi, Ascomycota, Dothideomycetes, Pleosporales, Pleosporaceae. Gene Ontology annotation, cellular component: endomembrane system; membrane. The record is from RefSeq and is a predicted model, not a curated record.